AUGCAAUCAAAAGCCCAAGAAUUCAGACUACAAUGCCGAAGAGGUGAUUUCAAUAGUCACACUUCUGGAAGCUGUGCGGGUUUUGCACAAGCUAAUUUGAUUAUAUUGCCUAAUGUGCUCGCCAAAGACUUUGAAGACUUAUGCUUUCGAAACCCCGUUCCUUGUCCCUUAUUGAGUAAGAUUCCCAAGCCAACCGUAGUUGAAGACAAGAGAAUCAUCAACGGAGAGGAUUUUGAUAUUCGUACAGAUCUUCCAAAAUAUAAUAUCUACAAAGACGGGAAGUUCGUGGGUGAAAAGUCAGACGUCACACAAGAAUGGACUGAAGAUCAUGUGGGAUUCUUAAUUGGAUGCUCCUUUUCUUUCGAAAAUGAACUAUCUGCACAAGGAUUCACCCCAAAACAUCAAAAGGAAGGGAAAAAUGUACUGAUGUACAUCACCACCAAAUAUUUGAAUGCCGCUGGUGUAUUUGUUAAAUGUCCAUAUGUUGUGAGUAUGAGACCGUACAAAGUUGAUGAUCUUGAAAACGUGAGAGAUAUUAGCCGACAAUUCAGAAAAACCCAUGGUGAACCAAUUGACUGGGGUUACGAAGCUGUCAAAAGAUUAGGUAUAUCAGAUAUUAAAAAGCCAGAGUUUGGUGAUGCAAUUGAAAUAGCCGAUAAUGAGAUUCCAGUCUUUUGGGCCUGUGGUGUUACUCCCCAAGCAGCUAUUCGAGCUCUUGGUGAUAAAGCAAAGGGUAUAGUAAUGGGUCACAGCCCUGGACACAUGUUGAUUUUAGAUUUGACAGAUUCUAAGGCUAAGAACUUGUAA
Molecule: messenger RNA, 807 nt
Organism: Yamadazyma tenuis ATCC 10573
Lineage: Eukaryota; Fungi; Ascomycota; Pichiomycetes; Serinales; Debaryomycetaceae
Biological process (GO): glutamate metabolic process
Molecular function (GO): D-glutamate cyclase activity
Source: RefSeq, a predicted model, not a curated record